This is a messenger RNA of Pochonia chlamydosporia 170, 288 nucleotides long. RefSeq lists its product as hypothetical. The coding region runs from base 1 to 288 and encodes 95 amino acids. The transcript is spliced from 2 exons. NCBI's taxonomy places the organism in Eukaryota, Fungi, Ascomycota, Sordariomycetes, Hypocreales, Clavicipitaceae. The record is from RefSeq and is a predicted model, not a curated record.
AUGAAGUACUCUGCCAUCAUUCUUUCUGCCGGCCUCGUCGCCACCGCUGCCGCCAAGGAUGUGUCUGUCUGCAAAGGCACUGGAUUCACGGAGUGUAUUCCCAUCACCUCUGCCUGGACCUGCGACAACCUUGAAUCUAAAGACGGCCGUCCAUUUGUCUCUGGAAAGGUUACAUCAUGGGGAUCUUGCGACAUCUUUAGCAAGAGUGGCUGCACGGGUAUCUCCAACACUGUUGAUACUGACGGCUGGUCCAAGUUUCCUUUUGACGUCUUGUCUAUCCGUUGCUAA